GCCAACACAAGUUUAAACUGCGUGUAUUCUACUUUUAGGUUUAAUAAAAUUUUCUGUGUACCACCUUUUGUACUCUAAGUGACGCUGUGUACCAAGGAAUCCUCAAUUCUGCCUCCAUUUUCAUUGUCUGCAUGAGAGGAGACCCGCAGUGAAACAAACAGCUGAAUCAUAAGGACAUGUCGUACUCCAGGGACGGAUGAUUGCGUUGCCUACAAUCGUCUCCAGAUUUUCACCCAGUAGAAUAUCGUACAAGGGCCCAUAAAGGCGUGAACGUUUAUGUGAAGUUGGAGAAUCUAACCUUUUUUAUUUUAUUUUUUUAAAACGGAAAAACCUCCUCUCAUAAUGCCGUUUCAUCCAGCCUCAUCCAAAUUCCGUCCGCUUUCUGGUCUGCAGACGACAUUUCUUUUGUUUCUUUCGUGGAGAAUUUUAGUCUCGGGAAAUAUCCGCUACUCUAUUCCAGAGGAGCAGAAGCAGGGCUCUCUGAUCGGCAAUGUGGCACAAGAUCUCGGGUUGGAUCUUAAAAGGCUCCGCUCAGGGCGGGCCCGCAUCGUGACAGGGGAAAGCGUUCAGUACGCCGCGCUGAAAGCAGACAAAGGGAUUCUUGUGGUGAAUGAAAGAAUCGACAGAGAGCAGCUUUGUGGAGACGUAACACCAUGCAGCUUCAGUUUUGAGAUGAUUUUGGAAAACCCCGUGGAGCUGCACACGGUCACUAUCGAGGUAUUGGAUGUAAACGAUCAUCCUCCCGUCUUUAAGAAAACGGAUAUCAUGUUAGAGAUUAGCGAGUCUGCGAAUCUCGGAGCUCGUUUUGUGCUUGACAGCGCAGAUGAUCCUGAUGUUGGUGUUAAUGGACUGCAAAGUUACACUCUAACUCCAGGUGAUAAUUUCGUUUUGAAGCAGCAGAUAAAUCCAGAUAGAAGUAAAUAUGCAGAAAUGGUGCUGCAGAAGCAGCUGGACCGAGAGAACGCACCUCGUCUCUCUUUAAAGCUCAUAGCGGUAGAUGGAGGAAAUCCGCCAAGAUCUGGUACAGUAAAUAUACAUAUAAAUGUUCUGGAUGCUAAUGACAAUGCUCCCGUUUUUAACCAGUCUGUGUAUAAAGCAACAGUGACAGAAAAUGCUGCAGAAGGCACUCAUGUUGUUACUGUUAAUGCUACAGACGCAGAUAGUGGAUCAAAUAGUCACAUCACAUAUUCAAUUUCUAACACAAAAGCUAACGUGGCUGAUUUGUUAUCCAUAGAUGAAUAUUCUGGAGUUGUAACUGUUUCAGGUACCAUUGAUUUUGAAAAAGAUAAAAAAUAUGAACUUAGAGUCGAUGCAAAGGAUCUGGGAGGUUUAACAGAUUCUAGUAAAGUGAUAAUUGAAGUAACUGAUGUAAAUGAUAACGCCCCAGUCAUCAGUGUGAUGUCUUUCACUAGUCCUGUGUCAGAGGACUCUCCUCCUGGUACAACUAUCGGUAUCAUUAAUGUUAAAGACCUGGACUCAGGAGAUAACGGACAGGUUUCAUGUAAAAUAGAACAAAACGCUCCUUUCAAAAUAAAGUCCAAUUUAAGGAAUUACUACACUCUGGUGACAGAUUCUGUGUUAGAUCGUGAAAUUGUGUCAGAAUAUAACAUCACUGUAGUUGCGACAGAUGGAGGAAUCCCUCCUCUCUCAGCUAAAAAAACCUUUAGUCUAAAGGUUUCUGAUGUGAACGAUAACGCUCCAGUUUUCCCACAAAGUCUUUACAGCGCGUUUCUACCUGAGAAUAACUCUCCAGGUGUCUCUGUUCUCACUCUGAGAGCUAAAGAUCCUGAUGAGAACCAGAACGCUCGCGUGUCUUAUAUUGCAGAGGACAGUAGCAUUGGUGGGUCCCCAAUUUCUCUAUAUGUUUCUGUGAAUGUAGAAACUGGAGUAAUUCAGGCGGUGCGCUCGUUUGAUUAUGAACAAAUUAAGGAGUUAAUAUUUGUAGUUAAAGCGCAGGAUGGAGGCUCUCCUCCUCUCAGCAGCAACGUGACUGUGAAAAUACUGAUCCAGGACCAGAACGAUAACCCCCCUCAGGUCCUGUACCCGGUCCAGACUGGAGGCUCCGUGGUGGCUGAGAUGGUGCCUCGUUCAGCAGAAGUGGGCUAUCUGGUGACUAAAGUGGUGGCUGUUGAUGUGGACUCUGGACAGAACGCCUGGCUCUCCUAUAAACUGCAGAAAGCCACAGACAGGGCGCUGUUUGAAGUGGGCUUACAGAAUGGAGAAAUCAGAACUAUCCGUCAAGUGACUGAUAAAGAUGCUGUGAAACAAAGACUGACUGUUAUAGUGGAGGACAACGGCCAGCCCUCUCGUUCAGCUACAGUCAUUGUUAACGUGGCGGUGGCGGACAGCUUCCCUGAAGUGCUGUCGGAGUUCACUGACUCUACACACGACAAGGAGUACAAUGACAACCUGACUUUUUACUUAGUCUUGGCUCUGGCUGUAGUUUCCUUCCUCUUCAUCACCUGUUUGGUGGUUAUCAUCUCAGUGAAAAUCUACAGAUGGAGACAGUCUCGCAUCCUGUAUCACUCCAGCCUCCCUGUCAUUCCAUAUUAUCCACCACGUUACUCAGACACGCUGGGGACAGGAACUCUCCAACAUGUGUACAACUACGAGGUGUGCAGGACCACUGACUCCAGAAAGAGUGACUGUAAGUUCGGCAGAGCUGCUAGUCAGAACGUGUUGGUAAUGGACCCCAGUUCUACAGGAACCAUGCAGAGGAUACAGGGUGAGAAGAACAUCCUGGAUGAGCCUGACUCUCCUUUAGAGGUUAGUUGAUUUUAGUUUUAGUUUUAUUCAAAUCUUCAAACAAAUUGUCUGCACCGUGCUAUUUUAUCUUCAGCACCAUGGACAACGCCUCUUGCAAUUUAAAAUCAAGAUCUAGUCUCUCUUUUACAAGUUAGUUACACAGUUAUACGUAAUUUUUCUUCUAUUUUGUCCUGUUUUGUACAGGCGAAGAAGAUUGUCAUCCUUAAAUGUGAAUAUGAAUAUUUUAUUCAAAACAUUAAAAACAAAUUUAUUUUAAAACUUCUAUGUACGCAGAAACAUAAUUACGAAGGUUUCUAUGCAGCUUCCUUUCUCUCUUUUACCUUUUGAUAUUUUUAAAUUACCGAUUCACAGCAUUGUUUUUAAAUCACUCUUGUUCAAAUGCAUUUUGUUGAUUUAGAAGAAACACCUCAUAAACGUUUUUAAAAUUAAUAUUUUAUUUGUGUUUUACUGCCGUUUAUAUUGUUCAGUCUAACGACAUAAUAAGACUUUCAGAUUUUUAUCACCACAUAAAAUAUUUUUGUGAUUGUUAUUACCUACAAUUUCAUUAAAAAUAAAAUUUACUCUGAGAAUAUAUUUGCACCAUCAAGGAUUUUUCG
Messenger RNA from Nothobranchius furzeri (turquoise killifish), 3362 nucleotides. The record is from RefSeq and is a predicted model, not a curated record. NCBI's taxonomy places the organism in Eukaryota, Metazoa, Chordata, Actinopteri, Cyprinodontiformes, Nothobranchiidae.